Austrofundulus limnaeus is the source of this 2157-nucleotide messenger RNA. RefSeq names its product keratocan (gene kera). Gene Ontology annotation, molecular function: protein binding. Lineage: Eukaryota; Metazoa; Chordata; Actinopteri; Cyprinodontiformes; Rivulidae. Bases 194 to 1435 code for a protein of 413 amino acids. The record is from RefSeq and is a predicted model, not a curated record. The transcript has 3 exons.
ACACUCCCUUAGGCCUGUGUUGAAAUGAGUCAUAAAAGGUUGGCCUUUCACUAAUCUCCCAGACUCAUAGGUGAAGGCUAUGACUCCCUCAGAAGACCAAAUGGUUAAGUUGGGUGGAGCUGCAGCUCUUCGGUUUUUACUAUAAAGUGGAGCAAACCAAGCGAAAGAGGUGUGGGGACUGCUGGACAUCCCCAUGUCACAAAGUCAUACUCCCACCAAACAUCAUGUGCUCCAUCCUCAUGGCUCCACCAGUGUGCAAGGUGCAGCUUUGAGAGAAUCGAACAGAUCAAGGCUGGUUGGAGUACCAACUGCUUCAGACGAUCAUCGAAGCGAAUCACUGAGAGGAAGAGCGGGCUUCAACUGGCUAUCACGCACAUCAGUAAAGAAAAGGUCAAGCAGGAAAAUGGCCCUCUCCCAGAAGCUUUUCUUUGUCCUGUGCCUGGUAGGGCUUGUCUUCAGUCAAGACAUGCCUUAUGAGGAGCUUAUUGCCCAGAUCCAAUCCUGCCCUCAAGAGUGCAGCUGCCCCCAAAACUUUCCUCGUGCUGUCUACUGUGACAAUAGAGGUCUGAAGAGUAUCCCCCAAAUUCCUCCUUACACAUGGUACCUCUAUCUGCAGAACAAUAUGAUUGAAACCCUGCCACUAGAUGCACUGAAGAACGCAACGCAAAUACGAUGGGUGAACCUAAACCGUAACAAGAUCACAGACAAAGGAAUAGAAGAAGGCUUUCUUAGUGCAAUGACAUACCUUGUACACCUGUACAUAGAUGAUAACCUCCUAUCUUCAGUGCCAUCACCCCUACCAGCCAGUCUUGAACAUCUUCGUCUCUCUCGCAAUCGCAUCUCCAAGAUCCCAGGGGGUGUGUUUGUUGGUCUCGAGAAACUCAACCUUCUGGACCUCCAAGGGAAUAAGCUGAUGGACGAUGCUGUGACUGAAGUGAGCUUGAAAGGUCUCAAUAACUUGGUACAGAUCAAUCUAGCCAAAAACCAGCUGAGUCGCAUGCCACUUGGUCUACCACCCACCACCACUCAGCUUUUCCUCGAUGGUAACAACAUUGAGAAUAUCCCAGCUGACUACUUCAAAGGUUUGCCCAAAAUGGCAUUUCUGAGGCUCAACCACAACAAGCUUGGCAGCGGUGGGGUUCCCAAAGAUGUUUUCAACAUCUCCAGCAUUCUAGACUUGCAACUGUCUCAYAAUCAGUUGACUGAGAUUCCCAUCAUUCCCUCGGGCCUUGAACACCUUUACCUAGACCACAACAAGAUCACAAGUGUGAAUGGCUCCAACAUGUGUCCUGUUUCCAUCGACUCUCUGGACAGCUCGCAGAACGAAAGCGUGCCUCGGCUGCGUUUCCUCCGACUGGACGGCAAUGAGAUCAACCCACCAAUUCCCCGGGAUGUAGUCAUGUGCUUCCGCCUCCUUAGGUCAAUCGUUAUCUAAAUAACAAAUUAACAAUAUAAAUGAGCUAAUUUAACUUUCCUUCCAUUGAUGACUGGACUUGAAUGCCGAAUUUGAUGCAGAAAUUUGUAAAACCACACAUAUUUGUUGUUUGUCAAAGAAACUGACAACAUUUUCAUUGUUUGAUCAUAAAAAUCUUCCCUUUUAAAUGGAACUUGAUAGAAAUCUGAACAUUUGUACUGAAGGGUAAAAAAUUUCCAUUCUGAUCAUUUAUUGAAUACUAGUUGUGCCUUAUGUUAGUAGAAACAUGUGAAGUUAUGAACCAAAAUGUGUUACAGCUUACAGUGUGAUUAAAUAAAUAAAAUGUUUUUAUGAAAUUUGGUGAGUUUUAAAGACUGAAUUUGAGUUUACCUUUUCGACUGAGCCAAAACGUCUGAAUUCACAGACCAAAAGGUUUUUGAUUCUCUAUUUUUUGUAGACUUGAAGGCAAACCGAUAGUCUUGUGUGCCAGUUUUUUCUCCCUUUUCAAAAAAUAUCUUGUCAACACUGUAGGUAAUUUAUUUUUUAUUUGAUGUAAGCAAAAAUCAAGAACAUAAAAUCUGAUGAAUAUAUGACCAACCUUCUUUUUUUCCAUGUUUUGUACAAAAGAACACUAACACUUGCCAAUAAUGUUUUUGUUUCUAGUAACUUUUGUUUCUGAAUAAACUGGGAGUUAAUUAAAAACUGUUUGUAAUGUGAAUAAAACUUCUCUGAAUGAAAAUUUA